This is a messenger RNA of Amblyraja radiata (thorny skate), 3412 nucleotides long. It is a transcript of the gene znf704, whose product is annotated as zinc finger protein 704. Gene Ontology annotation, biological process: regulation of transcription by RNA polymerase II. The record is from RefSeq and is a predicted model, not a curated record. Gene Ontology annotation, cellular component: nucleus. The coding region runs from base 154 to 1677 and encodes 507 amino acids. The transcript is spliced from 9 exons. Gene Ontology annotation, molecular function: RNA polymerase II cis-regulatory region sequence-specific DNA binding; DNA-binding transcription factor activity. Lineage: Eukaryota; Metazoa; Chordata; Chondrichthyes; Rajiformes; Rajidae.
CAAACAACUCUGCUCUGAAUGCCGGGCGGUUUGUGGUUUGGUUUGUUUUUUGAAAAAAAUUAUAAUUUUAGUUAUUUUUGCAAUUGGAUCUUUGCAUAUAAUUCCUUGCAAUAAAACCAAUCGAAAGGGUGGAGGGGGGGCAGAAACCUCGCGAUGCAAGCUCGUCGUUCUGCAAAGAGAUCGAUUCUGGGCAGCCGGGUUUGCGCUCCAAGUCCGGCCGGGGAUGGGCAGCUCAUCCCCGGGGUGAUCCAGGCGCUGAAAUCCGAAAACAAGGAGUGUGGGGGACGAUGCAACCUAUACAUGGUCAUGCUGGAGGAUGGCACCCUGCGGGAAUACCCAGAGGAGGAGAUCGUUGUGAUGGGACCCGGCUUGCACACCCACGGCAACAAAGUGCAGAUGAAAUGCAGAGAGAAGCUCUAUUGCAAUGGCCGAGACUUGUCUUCUGUUGCAACAUUGCAUGAUCAAAGCCACGUUGAGAACUACCAGAAGAUGAUGGAGCAGCAGUUGCCCCUAGUGCGAAAGAUUGAAGCUAUGAAGAUAUUGGAAACUAAAAAGAUCAGCUGGAUUCAGGAUCACGACAAGGAUCACAUGCGCCCAAUUGGUGCUAUUUCAGAUCAGAAAAGGAAAGUUGUUUCUUCCAACAUUGAUGUCCCUCGUGCAAGAAACUUCUCUGAGGAAAGGGAGAUGGACAAAGUAACUGCAGCAAUGGUCCUGACUAGCCUGUCCACCAGCCCGCUGGUCCGCAGCCCUCCCCCCGCAGUGCGUGUGGCGGAUCAGAAUGGUUCUUGGAAGGAGCUGACUAACAUGUCAUCGAGCUACAGCAGCAGUGGCAACUGGAGCUGGGGGGCCCCGAGUGACCAGUCAAACCCAUCGACGCCAUCACCUCCCUUAUCGGCUGACAGCUUCAAACCUUUCCGUGCAACUGUGCAGCAAGACGACAGCAUCGAUGAGGCAGAAUCCAGCAACCUGAUGUUUGAUGAACCCAUUCCGAGGAAGAGAAAGAACUCCAUGAAAGUCAUGUUUAAGUGUUUGUGGAAGAAUUGUGGAAAAGUGCUGAGCACUGCGGUAGGGAUCCAGAAACAUAUUCGUACCAUCCACUUGGGCCGAAACGUAGAUUCAGAUUGCAGUGAUGGUGAAGAGGACUUCUAUUACCAGGAGAUUAAACUGAACACUGAUUCUGCAGCUGAGGGUAUAGGUAGCCUUUCCCCAAUGUCACCAUCAGUGGCGUCUCCACCUACGCUCUCGAGCCUGGACUUAGGACGACCUGAAACCACCGUCACAAGAACCGAAACCAAAACUACAACUCCUCUGAGUCGGUCCGCACCGACCCGCCUCUACCUGGUCCACACUGACCAUGCUUAUCAGGCCACAGCACCGGUUAAUAUUCCUGGAUCAAAGUUCACGCCAACCAGCAAUGGAUUCAGCAUCUCCUGGCAAUCUCCACCAGUCACCUUCACGGGCAUCCCAGUUUCACCGACCCAUAAUCAUUCCGUGGGUGCUGGAGAACAACGUCAACAGCCCCUUUCUUCACAACCCUCUCCACCGAGACCUGUUGUUGGAGCAAGAAAAAUCCGUGGGGAAGGAAAGAAAUGCCGAAAAGUGUAUGGUAUGGAAAACCGGGAUAUGUGGUGUACUGCCUGCCGUUGGAAGAAAGCUUGUCAAAGAUUUAUUGAUUAGAAACGAGUUGUGAAAGGCCUUUUGAGACAAAUUUUUGGGCAGCUAUUAAGAAUAGUAUUUUGGAGCACUAAACUUUUUUAAAUAAAUGUAUAAAUGUAGCAGCAACAUUCAUAUCAAACGAGUUGCACUUAAAAGAAGUCUAUGUGGAACUGAGCGGCAAACAGGCUACUCAGAUAUCAGUGAUGGAAGAUACAUUACAUGGAAAUCUCAUUCUGUGAGCAAGUGGACUCGAGUGAUGAGGCAGUUCUGAAGCACAUGCUUCUUUAAUGGUUUGAAGUAUUGACUGACCAGGAAAUGAAGAAUACUGCAUUGCAAAUUUAUUAUUUAGUCGUGGAGGCUUCUCAGGAAGCACGAUGGUUGUGAACAUAUUUCAAACCAAUGAAGCAUUAAUGUGGUUAAUAUUUUUGCCAUGAUUUCACUGUUCUCUUGAUUAGUAUUACAUGCAAUUUCUUUAAAGUUUUACGGAACAAAGCAUUCUGUAUAGAACACAAGUCUUCUCCCAACUUCAUCUCAUACUAUCAACAUACCCUUCCACUUUAUCCUAAUGCAUUUGCUACCUUUCCCCUUAAACUAUGUUAUUUGUUCCAGACACUCAAUGCAAUAACAAGUUCCGCAUUUCACAAUUCUGGUAAAAAAUAUUAUCUUCCACCGGUGUUUCUUAUAUGUUCUUUGCAUCAGCUAUUUACUGUACAUGAGCAAAGUGAAUAGGUGGAUUAUUGCAUCCAAUUGAAGGCUUUAGAAUGUAUGUCUUUAUCUUCUGGGAGUUUGAGAGGGAACUGCAAGAGUGGGAUCUGUGGAAUGGAGGAUGAAAUCAUUUCUUCCCACCGGUGUGAAAAUCUUCAUGGAAAGCAAAAUUGAUGUGUUGCAACAUAAAAAAAGACAAUGUGGAACACCAGCCAAGGACCUUUGUUUUUAAUUGCAAAAAAAAGUAACAAACAGCUACGUAGUUUUGAUUACAAACUAGUGGACUUGUUAGGGAUGUGCAUUGAACUGGAUCAUUGAACAAGGAAUGUGCAAUUGAACUGAUGCCUGUUUUUUGUAACUUUACCACUGGAGGGUACCAGGGUUUGUUUAAAGUUUGUCAUGUUGGCUGCAGUCCUCUCUAACUUGUAAGCUUAUACAACACAUUCUCGGUGUGGCGGCAACACACCUAACCUAUGGCGAGACAGUGGUGUGAAUGUUCACAGUAAGCACGAAGGAAGUGAGUUGUCGGAAUGAAAAGCUCACCCUCUGAAGAAUGUAUCUGAAAUUAAUGGAGAUAAAAUCAAGUUGAUUCUGUAACAAGUAAUUACCUACUCCAUUUUAUUGCCAAGCAGGCAGUGAGGAUGAAAAUUACCCAUAAAUUGUUGGCAUUUCUCUUGGCUGGUAAAAUGAUAUACGGUAUUGAAAUGUCAACAUGCAUAUAAGCCAUUUCUUACAGAAAAUUGGAAACCAAUCUCCUGUGUGAAAAUGAAAGGAUAUAUAUCUUUCAUUACACCCAGCCAAAUAAAGCUGCCACUGCAGGAAAUAGCAUGUGGUUCAACUGUUUUUGAUAAACUGGGCUGUAACACCAUGAGCAAAAUGCCUCAGAUUGAUGAUUGUACGGAAUUAAGUGAUCGGAAACAUCAUACCAUUGAAGCAGCUAUUUUGAUAAACGAGGAAACCAGACAAAUAAUUUUAAAAUUGUGUUGAUUUGCAUUUCUCCUAAAAUAUUAAAUAUGCUUUAAAAUACUUUCUGAACAAUAGAGAUGUAAUU